UUGUGAGUAAUGUAAUUACGUUCAAUUUCAAAAGUAGAUUUUCGUGUUAAUGGCUCUAAGUAACGUGAUCUAAUCUAACUAGCAAAUCAAAGUGGAUCGAUGUAAGGUUACUGUCACGUAACAGUUUGUGUUAAAAUGGAGAAGCCUGAUAAGCCAGUGGCGAGCGGGGUGCAGCCGAUCGUGAAGAUCGGGCACUACACCCUGGGCGCCACGCUCGGGGUCGGCACCUUCGGGAAAGUGAAGAUCGGCGAACACCAACUCACCAAGCAUAAGGUGGCCGUCAAGAUCCUGAACCGACAGAAGAUCAAGUCGCUCGAUGUUGUUGGGAAAAUCCGUCGUGAGAUACAAAAUCUUAAGUUGUUCCGGCAUCCUCAUAUCAUCAAAUUGUAUCAGGUGAUCUCCACUCCAACAGACAUAUUUAUGAUAAUGGAGUAUGUGUCGGGCGGGGAGUUGUUUGACUACAUAGUAAAACGCGGCAAGCUGCAGGAGCAUGAAGCUCGCAGAUUCUUCCAACAGAUAAUCUCCGGUGUGGACUACUGCCACAGGCACAUGAUCGUGCACCGGGACCUCAAGCCGGAGAACCUGCUGCUUGACCACAACAUGCACGUCAAAAUUGCGGACUUCGGUCUGUCUAAUAUGAUGAUGGAUGGAGAGUUUCUGAGGACUUCCUGUGGCUCACCCAACUAUGCGGCCCCUGAGGUAAUAUCUGGCAAGCUCUACGCCGGCCCAGAAGUGGACGUAUGGUCCUGCGGCGUCAUACUCUACGCCCUUCUGUGCGGCACCCUGCCCUUCGACGACGAGCAUGUCCCAACCCUCUUCCGGAAAAUCAAGUCCGGAAUAUUUCCCAUCCCGGAAUACCUGAACAAGAGCGUGGUCAGCCUGCUGUGCACCAUGCUGCAAGUGGACCCCAUGAAGAGGGCCAGCAUCGAGGAUGUGAAGAAACACGAGUGGUUCCAGAAGGACCUGCCCGGGUAUCUGUUCCCGUCGCCGGUUGAACAGGACAGCAGCGUAAUCGACACAGAAGCCAUAAGCGAAGUGUGCGACAAGUUCGGCGUGAAAGAGCACGAAGUACACAACGCGCUCCUGAGCGGCGACCCCCACGACCAACUCGCCAUCGCCUACCACCUCGUCAUAGACAACAAGAGAAUUGCUGACGAGGCUGCCAAAGCUGAGAUCAAGGACUUCUAUGUUGCCAACAACUCGCCGCCAGUAGCGGUGACGGAGAGCGGGCGCCCGCACCCGGAGAGGAUCGCUCCGCUGCGAGACAAGACCUCGCCGGUGCAGCCGCUGCAGGACAAGGCCCGCGGCACGCCCGUCAAGAGAGCUAAAUGGCACUUGGGCAUCCGUUCUCAGAGCAAGCCCAACGACAUCAUGCUUGAGGUGUUCCGCGCCAUGAAGGCGCUCGACUACGAGUGGAAGGUCAUCAACCCCUACCACGUCAGGGUCCGCACACUAAACAAAAUGACAACCAAACAUGUCAAGAUGUCGCUCCAGCUGUACCAAGUGGACUACAAGUCCUACCUCCUCGACUUCAAGUCCCUCUCCGGGGAGAAGGAAGACUCCGAGGACGACUUGGCGUCCCCCAUGGCGCCCCCACCGCCGAUGGCACCGCCUUCUGCGAGCCUCCAGAACCUGCAGCCCCAGGGACACCACACUAUGGAGUUCUUCGAGAUGUGUGCGGCACUCAUUAUACAGCUAGCUAGAUAAAGUUUCGGUUAUGACCUGUGGGACAAAAAG
Cydia amplana is the source of this 1737-nucleotide messenger RNA. RefSeq names its product 5'-AMP-activated protein kinase catalytic subunit alpha-2 (gene AMPKalpha). Gene Ontology annotation, molecular function: ATP binding; protein serine/threonine kinase activity. The coding region runs from base 136 to 1707 and encodes 523 amino acids. NCBI's taxonomy places the organism in Eukaryota, Metazoa, Arthropoda, Insecta, Lepidoptera, Tortricidae. The record is from RefSeq and is a predicted model, not a curated record. Gene Ontology annotation, cellular component: cytoplasm. The transcript is spliced from 8 exons. Gene Ontology annotation, biological process: intracellular signal transduction; protein phosphorylation.